Molecule: messenger RNA, 484 nt
Organism: Gossypium raimondii (Peruvian cotton)
Lineage: Eukaryota; Viridiplantae; Streptophyta; Magnoliopsida; Malvales; Malvaceae
Product: major strawberry allergen Fra a 1-2
Exons: 2
Coding region: 1-450 (149 amino acids)
Biological process (GO): abscisic acid-activated signaling pathway; defense response
Cellular component (GO): nucleus; cytoplasm
Molecular function (GO): abscisic acid binding; signaling receptor activity; protein phosphatase inhibitor activity
Source: RefSeq, a predicted model, not a curated record
AUGGGUGUGAACAGUUACAGUGAUGAGUACAGUUCCACAAUCCCUCCAGCCAGGCUCUUCAAAGCCUUGAUUCUUGACUCUCACAAUCUCAUCCCAAAACUCAUGCCAUUGGCUAUUCAAAGCAUUGAAAUUAGUGGUGAUGGAGGAGCUUGCACCAUCAGGCAGAUCAACUUUGCUGAAGGUAGCCAAGUUAAGUUCAUCAAGAACCGGGUGGAUGAGCUUGAUGAAAAGAAUUUUUGGUUCAAAUACAGUUUGAUUGAAGGUGAUGGAAUGAUGGACAAGCUUGAAAAGAUUACAUAUGAAGUUAAAUUUGAGAGCACUACAGAUGGUGGAAGCAUAAACAAGAUGACAAGCACUUAUUACACAAAGGGUGAUUUUGUGCUAACCGAAGAGGAAAUUAAGGCAGGCAAAGAGAAGGCCUUGGCUAUGUACAAAGUAGUGGAAGCCUGAAGCUUAUGCUUAAUUGAUGGACGGAGGUGAGAGU